This is a messenger RNA of Pyrus x bretschneideri (Chinese white pear), 1553 nucleotides long. RefSeq names its product angiogenic factor with G patch and FHA domains 1. Bases 141 to 1406 code for a protein of 421 amino acids. The transcript is spliced from 10 exons. NCBI's taxonomy places the organism in Eukaryota, Viridiplantae, Streptophyta, Magnoliopsida, Rosales, Rosaceae. Gene Ontology annotation, cellular component: U5 snRNP. The record is from RefSeq and is a predicted model, not a curated record.
CCCAGAGUCCGGGUAGGGAAAACCCGACCCGAGUCAGUACCCUACCCCACUCCUCGUCUCCCUAUCUCUCUGGGUACCCAGGUACCCGUAAUUUGGCUCGUACGAUCGAUUGGCCUGGCAGGAUUCGGUUUCAAAUUUCAAUGGAAGGCAAUCGGAAUUUGAAACGUCCCUUCUUCGAAGACGACAGCUCCGGCAAACCUCCGGCGCAAAAGAGGGUUCGGUUCCCCAAGGGGAAGAAGGCGAGGCCGGAAGAUGAAGCGGCACUCAAAUCCAUACCCGCGGAGGCCAUUGGGCCGACUCCGGCGGCGGCGACGGACCCUCGGGCCGCCGCCAAAGAGCGUGCCAAGCGCCGCAGCCAAAUCACAACUGAGCUCUUCACUGAAGACGCUGCAGGCGUUCUCAGCGAUGUCUCUGCUGCCGAAGUUACUUACAAGGAUUACGAGGACUUUGUUGAGGAUGGGAUUCGAAUAGAACCUUUCAACUUGAACAAGGAGAGGGAAGAAGGUUAUUUUGAUGCAAAUGGAAAUUUUGUUGAAUAUGCCAAUAAAAAUGAAGUCAAGGAUGCAUGGCUUGAUAGUGUUGAAGUUGUUACAAAAUAUGCCGGAAAAGACAUUGUAGUAACAAAAGACUAUGAUGAUGUCCAAGAUUUAUCUUCUGAUGACAUUGGGAAGAUAAAAAGACGUAUUGCUGAUGUGCUUGAACCAGGAGAAACGGUUCUACACGCUUUGAGAAGAUUGAAGGGAACACCUAAAAACAAGAAGGAGAAGAUGUCAGCUGAAACGAAGAUAGUAUUUGACCAGUUAACUGAAGAUGCCAUGAACCUGAUGGAUAACGCUGAAUCCAAUGUUUAUCAUGAGAAGAAGGAGAUUUUUGAGCGUGAGGCAGAAGGAUAUGAGAGUUUAGCACGGGCAAGAAGGGAACCCACAUCUAUUAGUGCAUAUCAAGAGAGAUCUGUUCUCGGCAUGGAGUGGGAGUCCUCUGAUGUAACAAAUCCUGGAGCACCCUCUUCAAUACUGCCGGAAACUUCUGUGGCUACAUCCAGUUCUGAUGCAACCACUGUAGAAAUCUCAAGUAAUGGUGAUGAUGCAUUUGAUAUGUUUGCAGAAGAUGAUGAACGUGCAAUUGCUAAACCUUCUGAAGGAAGUAAUGUGAUUUCUGGCCCUAAUUCUUAUUGCGUCAGCUCACCGUCAUUGAACAACCUAAACAAUUAUUCAGAGAAUGGAGUUUUACAAAAUGAUUAUGUGUUUGAUGAGUCUUCUGGGUACUAUUAUAGCAGCAGUUUGGGAUAUUAUUAUGACCCAUCUACAGGACUCUAUUGCUCUGCUUCAUCAGGGCUAUGGUACUCAUUCAAUGAGGAAAGUGGCGUAUAUGAUGAGAUUCACCAGACUACAACCACUGUGAGUUGAAAAGGAAAGUUUUGCUACUUCGUCGACUCUGUACAGACUAUAGAGGAGAAGUUUUAGGGUUAGAUAACUUUAUUCUAGUAUAACGAUUAUCCGGUCUGUUGUGGUUAUGAAAUAUAAUGGUUGCAAAUGUGCCCUGUUAUUUUUGAA